This is a messenger RNA of Saprolegnia parasitica CBS 223.65, 850 nucleotides long. RefSeq lists its product as hypothetical. Lineage: Eukaryota; Oomycota; Saprolegniomycetes; Saprolegniales; Saprolegniaceae. The transcript has a single exon. The record is from RefSeq and is a predicted model, not a curated record. The coding region runs from base 1 to 744 and encodes 247 amino acids.
AUGGACCCGCUGGACGUGCUCUUGUACGCCGCGGCCAUCACGUACGGCCUUGUGUGCAUCUUUGCUGGGUACCGCCGCAUCGAGCUCGUCAUCGCCGGGCUCCCGCCGCUCACAACGAUCGCCGCCGCCGACGCGUUGGAUGUCAACCGCUUCACGGGCAUCUCGAUCGCGUUCCUCGUGCUCAUUCUGUGUCUUCUCGUGCACGCAUCGCUCGUCCGAGACUACGCUGCGUCAUACUAUGGCCUCGGACUCUUCGCCUUGUACGUGGCAGCGAUCGCGCUGGCCUUUGACUACACGCUCACGUCGCUCCGCGUGUUUCCGUUCGUGCUGCAGCUCUGCCUCUAUGUGGCCACCGCGCUCGCGUUCGUUUUGUACGCUCGGUACGCCGCGCGCACCAGUGAGCGGCUGCGACUCGUUCACACAACGACGCUCCUCGGCACGCUUGUGGUCGCCGAGACCUUUAACAAGGGCCACACGGAGCGAAACCACGUCCAGUGCUCGCUGCUCUACACGGCUGGCGUCGUGGUUGUGACGCUGCUUGGCGUGUGGUACCAAACCCGAUUCCUCCAGCCGGACGCACGUCUCUCGCUCGUGAGCACGGCGUUUUCCGAGAUUACGACACCACGCCCCGAGGUCGACGAGUGGGUCUCGACGCCCUAUUACAUGGACGUGCUCGUGCAAGACGAAGCCGAGUUGGAUGCGAUGAAGGCGGCAAUCUGCCGCAACGAGCGUCUCGCUGUCUAAUGGCCGCAGGAUGUGCAGGAAGAUGUGGCACGCAGAUCCUGGCGCCACAAGAUAUAGUUGUAGGGUCACAUAAUAGCAAGGUAAUUUAGUGGUAGUAUACUCGGAA